This is a messenger RNA of Aspergillus oryzae RIB40, 726 nucleotides long. RefSeq lists its product as uncharacterized. NCBI's taxonomy places the organism in Eukaryota, Fungi, Ascomycota, Eurotiomycetes, Eurotiales, Aspergillaceae. The transcript has 5 exons. The record is from RefSeq and is a predicted model, not a curated record. Bases 1 to 726 code for a protein of 241 amino acids.
AUGCAGACUAGCCUUCCUCGUCAAUAUGGUCAAUACUGGAUUCCCGAGCAAGGCCUGCCACACCUGCCGCCGUCGCCGGGUGAAGCAACUGUGACCUCGGCCGCCCCGGCUGCUUGCGCUGUAAGAAGUUCGGCCAUGAGUGUCCGGGCUGUAGAGACUUCAGUGACUCAAUGCUCUGAGCGAAAGCAUGAUCAAUAUUUCCAAAAAGCUGUAACGAGACAACCACAGUUAGCAUUCGUAUAUGCGCCGACUGAACAUUGGGAGGCACAUGCCAAGCCUUUUCUUCUCGGCCAAUUCACAAUAGUAACCUUACAUGGCGCUCGUGUGUACGGCUCGCUCGACUUUCUGCCGCAACUACUUGAACGCGCUGGUACUGAGUCUACGCUGUAUAAGGUGUGCGAUGCUAUUGCGUCUGCCUACUUUGCCAACCGGUCACGUUCCGAUAGUAUUGAAUUCGGCCAUCGAAAGCUGUAUGUCAGAGCUUUGCAAUCUCUAUCAAAUGACGUUUCAGACGUUGAGAAGCAAAGCCAAGACACUACGCUGGCGGCAGUGUGGCUGCUGUGCUUGUAUGAGCUCAUAGUCGGCGCACGGGGCCAAGAACCUCGGGGCUGGAGGACGCAUGGUGAAGCAUUGAUCGGACUAUUGCGAUUGCGAGGCCAGAACCAAUUCCAGACUAGAACAGGUUGCCAGCUUUUCCAGCUAGCGUACCAGACCGUUGCUGAAUGA